Micropterus salmoides (largemouth bass) is the source of this 3849-nucleotide messenger RNA. RefSeq names its product PH_BCR_vertebrate and RhoGAP_Bcr domain-containing protein. Gene Ontology annotation, biological process: positive regulation of GTPase activity; intracellular signal transduction; protein phosphorylation. The transcript has 23 exons. The coding region runs from base 1 to 3849 and encodes 1282 amino acids. Lineage: Eukaryota; Metazoa; Chordata; Actinopteri; Centrarchiformes; Centrarchidae. The record is from RefSeq and is a predicted model, not a curated record. Gene Ontology annotation, cellular component: membrane. Gene Ontology annotation, molecular function: GTPase activator activity; protein serine/threonine kinase activity; guanyl-nucleotide exchange factor activity.
AUGGUUGAACCGGUUGGAUUUGUGGAGGCAUGGAGAGCCCAGUUCCCUGAGUCUGAUCCCCCUUGCAUGGAGAUGAAUUCAAUGGGGGACAUUGAACAGGAGCUGGACAAAUGCAAGGCAUCUAUCAGGCACUUGGAGAAGGAAGUAAACAAGGAGCGCUUCCGGAUGAUCUACCUGCAGACUCUGCUUGCAAAAGAGAGGAAGUCUUAUGAUGGCCAGCGAUGGGGAUUUAAAAGGACACCCCAGAUGAAUGCUGGAGACCUGUCCACUGGGCAAGACUGCCAGAAGUCCCAUGUUGAUGAGGCACCAGUGGAAGAGCAGCAAAAGAGAGCGCCUGGCAAGACAGCCAGGUGUAAACCACUUCCAGAAGGAGAGGUGGGUGGGGUGUCAUCCGUCCGCCAGGAGUCAGAGAUUCCUGAUUUUCCGCUGGGCACAGGCUCGGUAGCAGCUCUGAGAUCCAACUUUGAGCGCAUCAGGAGAGCCAACUCUCAUACAGCCGGAGAUGGCAGAGGGUUGUCAGUGAUGGGCGGCCAGGACAAACCUUUCUAUGUGAACAUGGAGUACCAUCACGAGCGAGGGCUGGUCAAAGUCAACGACAGGGAGGUGUCAGACAAGAUCAGCACCCUGGGCUCUCAGGCCAUGCAGAUGGAGCGUAAGAGAUCCCUGCACUCGCUCCCAGGGAACCUGUCUGCCGCCACGGGGGACAUCAGCCAUGCUGUUCAGAGAGGCAGAUCCACUGAGGGGAACUGCAGCUACAACGGGUCAUAUGAUGAUGCUGAGGUCAUCCCACACUUACUGAAAGACGGUGUGAUCCGUUCCACUGGGGGAAAGGCUGAGUGCCAGCCUUACACUAGUGUGUAUGUUGGAGGAAUGAUGGCUGACGGGGACACUCGAGUCAUCCACAUUAGGGACCACAGCCUAGAGGAGGAUGCACACCUCACCUGGCCGAGGCGCUCCUAUUCUCCCGGCAGCUUUGACGACGUAGGAGGAGGGUACACACCAGACUGCAGCUCCAACGAGAACUUAACAUCCAGCGAGGAGGACUUCUCCUCGGGCCAGUCCAGCCACGUGUCUCCCAGCCCCACCGCCUAUCAGAUGUACAGGGAGAAAAGUCGCUCACCUUCCCAGCAUUCCCAGCAGUCCUUUGAGAGCAGCAGCCCACCCACACCCCUGUCUCAGAAACGUCUAAAGCAGCAGGUGAUGGUGUCUGAGGCCUCUGUCAUCGGGCUCCGUAAAACGGGCCAGAUCUGGCCCAGUGAUGGGGACUCCACCACGUCCAGCAGGACCUCUCAUGACAACAGUGUUCAAGGAGAUCUGGAGGCUCCCUAUAAUGAAACCCCUCCGUCAUAUGGCUAUGACCUGGAGCACUCAGAAGAUCACCAGCCACGCCACCACCCUCUAUCCUUCACUGGAUCUCCGUCGUCCUCACCACGACUCCACUCUAAGAGCCGGAGCAGCCGAGACACCCAGUCCUCCUGCUCUCUGGAGUCCACGUUGUCGGUGGAGCUGGACCAGGAGAAGGGGCUGGAGAUGAGAAAGUGGGUCCUUUCAGGAAUCCUGGCCAGUGAGGAGACCUACCUUAGCCACCUGGAGGCCCUACUGAUACCCAUGAAGCCUCUGAGGGCCGCAGCCACAACUUCCCAACCGAUGCUGAGCAUCCAGCAAAUAGAGACCAUCUUCUUCAAAGUUCCAGAGCUUCAUGAGAUCCACAAGGACUUCUAUGAUGCUCUUCUGCCCCGAGUCCAGGACUGGGGCCACCAGCAGUGUGUGGGGGACCUCUUCCAGAAACUGGCCAGCCAGCUCGGAGUGUACCGGGCCUUUGUGGAUAACUAUAAGGUUGCUGUGGAGACGGCAGACAAGUGCUGCCAGGCAAAUGCUCAGUUUGCAGAGAUAUCUGAGAAUCUCAAGGUCAAAAGCACAAAGGACUGCAAAGACCAGUCGGCCAAAAAUUCACUGGAAACUCUUCUCUACAAACCCGUGGACAGAGUGACUCGCAGCACACUCGUUCUGCAUGACCUCCUGAAGCACACGCCCUCCAGCCACCCGGACUAUCCGUUGUUACAGGACGCCCUGCGCAUCUCUCAGAACUUCCUGUCCAGUAUUAAUGAAGAAAUCACCCCACGUAGACAGUCCAUGACCGUUAAGAAGGGAGAGAACCGCCAGCUGCUGAGGGAUCGCUUCAUGGUGGAGCUGGUUGAAGGUUCCAGGAAACUUCGUCACGUCUUCCUCUUCACCGACCUGCUGCUCUGCACCAAGCUGAAGAAACAGGCUGCAGGGAAAGGGCAACAGUAUGACUGUAAGUGGUACAUCCCACUGGCUGACCUGACCUUCCAGACCAUCGAGGACUGUGAGUCCACCCCCAUCCCUCUGGUCCAGGAUGAGGAGAUUGAUGCCAUGAAGAUCAAAAUCUCCCAGAUCAAGAACGAGAUCCAAAGAGAGAAGAGAACCACCAAAGGACCCAAGGUGAUUGAGCGACUGAGGAAGAAGUUAUCAGAACAAGAGUCUCUGCUGCUUCUCAUGUCACCCAACAUGGCGUUCAGAGUGGCCAACAGAAACGGCAAGGGCUUCACAUUUCUCAUCUCUUCGGACUAUGAGCGUGCCGAGUGGAGAGAGAUCAUUCGCGAGCAGCAGAAGAAGUGUUUUAAAAGCUUCUCUCUGACCUCUCUGGAGCUGCAGAUGCUCACUAACUCGUGCGUGAAACUCCAGACUGUUCACACGAUCCCAAUGACCAUGAAUAAGGAAGAUGAUGAAUCUCCUGGUUUGUACGGCUUCCUAAAUGUCAUUGUCCACUCUGCAUCAGGGCUGAAACAGAGCUUAAACCUAUACUGCUCUCUGGAGGUGGAUUCCUUCGGCUACUUUGUCAACAAAGCCAAAACACGUGUGUACAGAGACUCUACAGAGCCCAGCUGGAACGAGGAGUUUGAGAUUGAACUGGAGGGCUCUCAGACUCUGAGGCUGCUGUGCUAUGAGAAGUGCUACAACAAAAGCAAGCAGAGCAAAGAGGACGGAGAGAUCACAGACAAGAUCAUGGCCAAAGGACAAAUAAAGCUGGAUCCCCAGACAUUGCAAAAUAAAGACUGGCAGAGGACAGUCAUCACCAUGAACGGGAUUGAGGUGAAGCUUUCGAUGAAGUUCACCAGCAGAGAGUUCAGUCUGAAGCGAAUGCCUUCACGGAAACAGUCCGGCGUCUUUGGAGUGAAGAUCAACGUAGUGACAAAGCGAGAGCGCUCCAAGGUUCCCCUCAUUGUGAGACAGUGUGUGGAGGAGAUAGAGCGACGGGGAAUGGAGGAGGUGGGAAUCUACAGAGUGUCUGGCGUCGCAACUGACAUCCAGGCGCUGAAGGCCGCCUUUGAUUCAAACAACAAGGACGUGUCUGUAAUGAUGAGGGAGAUGGACGUAAACGCCAUCGCAGGAACACUGAAGCUGUAUUUCCGCGAGCUGCCGGAGCCUCUUUUCACUGACGAGUUGUACCCCAACUUUGCUGGAGGCAUCGCUCUCUCUGACAGUGUGGCCAAGGAGAGCUGCAUGCUCAACCUGUUGCUGUCUCUACCAGAGCCCAAUCUGGUGACUUUCCUCUUCUUGCUCGACCACCUUAAACGGGUGACUGAAAAUGAGAGCAUCAACAAGAUGUCUUUGCACAAUCUGGCCACGGUUUUUGGCCCCACUUUGCUUCGGCCCUCUGAAAAAGACAGCAAAAUCUCAAACAGCUCGCAGCCAAUCUCCAUGAACGACAGCUGGUCUCUAGAAGUUAUGGCUCAGGUGCAAGUCCUUCUCUACUUCCUUCAGCUGGAGAGCAUUCCAACACCUGACAGCAAACGCCAAAGCCUUCUCUUCUCCACUGAAGUAUAA